GCGGUCGAGGCGCUCAAUGGUCUCAGCGGUCCCGGGGUGCAGGGCGGCUCGCUGCCGCGGGCUGGCCGACGCUCGCGCAGCAGAAGUGCCUGACGCGGGUCGCGGACUCCGUCUCCCAGCUGGGUCCCCCGCCAGGCGACCUACAGCCUUUGGCAGCCCUGCAGGGGCUCCAGGCUGCUCUGUCCUACGACGGCUCGCUGUCGACCAGGGCGGAGGCGAUGGACGUCUCCCGGCUCUCGCUACCUCCUCCAGGUAACCACUCCGUGGCGCUGGAGCGGCUGCUGGGGGCCGAGGUUUUCGACUCCGUCUAUCGUGUUAUCGCGUGCAAGGUCAUGCCAAAGACCGAAGUUUUGCAGCAGGAGCAGAGCGCUCGCUUCAAGAAGCCCUACUCGGACCCCUGCCUUCGAGACCCUCGCCGCUACGCAGCGCUGGCGAGGCGUCUCCACGAGGCCGGGGUGGUCGACCUCGUCAGCGACGCCGCCCUGGUGGUCGACGAGGUUGACCUAUUCAGCGUGGCCAAGAAGAGUGGGAAGCAGCGGCUGGUCGAGGACGCCCGCCCCGCCAACCUCUGGUUCGGCGACCCCGAGGUCGCCCGCCUGGCCACCGGCGCGGCGCUGGCGGCGAUCGAGCUGCCGGACGGCGCCAACUUGUGGACCGCGUCGGCGGACAUCGCGGACGCCUUCUACACCAUGCACUUGCCGGACGCUUGGAGGUCGUACUUCGCGCUCCCUCCGCUGGACUCCUGGAGGCUCGGGCGGGGGGCCGCCCCCGGGCAGCCGCGCGCGCAGCGGCUCUGGCCGCGGCUCGCGGCGCUGCCCAUGGGCUGGCCCCACGCGCUGGCCGUCCGCCAGCGGGUGUCGGAGGCGGCCGCCGACCGCGCAGGGCUGCCAGUGCUGUCCAGGAUCGCGGACCGGAGGACCGGCCCUAGCCUGGGCGCCGGCGCGCACCUCGUGCACGUCGACAACUUCGCCUCCCUCGCCCUCGACGGUGACACCGCCGACCGCCUGAAGGAUGACAUAGUCGCCGAGCUGCGCAGCGAGGGCCUCCCGGUGCAUGAGGAGGAGGCCGCCUCGCUCCACGCGCAGGUGCUGGGCUGGGCCAUCGAUGGCGCGCGGGGAGCAGUCGCGCCUUCUCCUCGGAGAGCCCGGAGGAUCAUCCUGGCCACGCGCGCGCUCCUCGCCGCGCCGAGGGUCUCGGCCCAGCAGGUGCGCCAGGUCGCGGGCCACUGCGCCUUCCUUUUCAUGGUGAGGCGCCCGCUGCUGGCAGUUUUCUCGGCCGUGUACCGCUUCGUCGCAAAGGCCGGCGAGGCGCCUAGGCCUUGGUGGCCCAGCGUGCGCCGAGAGCUGACGUGGGCCACGGGGGUUGUCCCGCUGGCCCGCGCCGACCUCCGGGCCCGCUGGCUGGGCCGAGUUCUGCGCACGGAUGCCUCCGAGUGGGGCCGAGGGGUAUGCGAGCGUGAAAUGAGCAACGACGUGGUGGAGAGGAUGGGUAGGAUCCAGGAGCGCUGGCGCUUCCGAGACCCCAGUGCGAGGGCGCCCCGGGAGCAGCUCAUCGAGCCCCUCGAGCCUCCGGGGACCCUCGUCUACUCCGAGCCGUCCUCGAAAGGUCACGUAUGCAGCGCCCCGUCGCACAUCCAGGAGCCCGUCGCCCCCCUGGACAAAGGCAGCCCCCACACGGAGCCCCAGGAGACCGACUUCGAGCCUCUGGAGUGGGCCGCCCUCGUGGUGGCAGGAGGCGCCACCGCGGCGCUGCGGUGGAUCCCGUCGGAGGCGAACCCGGCGGACCUGCCCUCCCGCCGGGCGCUGAGGGCGGACAGGCAGGUGCUGACGCCAGCGCCACUCGCGGCGACGGUCCCGCGCCAGGCAGCAGCGGGGCGCCCCAGCCAGGCGACGGCCUCGCAGCGAGGCCAGCGCCGGGCGAGACGCAGCCACUUGUCAAAGGCUGCGGAGGCGGCCGCCAAGCGCGCGGGGAGGGCCGCGGCGCGAGCGCCCGAGGCAGCCCCCCUUCGAUCCUUGGCGGGCAAUGUCCUGAGAGCCCUCUCGAUCUCGGCGACCACGAGGGCCAAGUACACGCGCCUCUGGGCCGAGUUCGCGGCCUGGAUGACGACACUGACCGUGGCCCUCCGCACCGAGACAGUGGGCGACCUGCUGGCGCACUUGAUGGACCAGCAGUGCGCCGAGGGCUGGAACCCCGAGCGCGGGGCCUACAUGCUGGCGGCGCUGAAGUUCAUGAUGCCGCAGUUCGGGCGCGGGGGCCAGGGGCUGCCGAAGGCACUGCAGGCCUUGCGAGGCUGGCGGAUGCGAGUGCCAGCUCGCACCAGGCUCCCGCUGCCCUGGGAGAUCGUGGCGCUCAUCGCGACUCGCCUGAUCGAUCGGGGCCAGCUGCGGGUCGCCCUCUACGUGCUGGUGACCUUCGCGGGCCACCUGCGGCCGUCGGAGGCGUUGCGGGCCCUGGGGGCCCACCUGAUCCCCCCGACGCCGGGGGGCGCGUGCGACGGCUGGUCACUGGUGCUCCAUCCUCGCGAGCUGGCAGUGCCCAGCAAGACUCAGGUCUACGACGAGGUGAUCCCCUUCGACUUGCCUUUCUACAGCUUCCUACCCAGCGCUCUCCGCUGGCUCAAGGCGGCGACCCACCCGAGCGAGCCGCUGUUCCCGCUCCCCCUCGUGCGCGUCAGCUCCCUGUUCAAGGAGGCGGCGGAGGACAUGGAGCUGGCGUCGCUCAUCCCGCAGCUGUUCCAGCUCCGGCACUCGGGCCCGUCGGUGGAGCUGGCACUGCAGUUGCGGACCUUGGCCAGCGUCAAGCUCCGCGGCCGCUGGCGGACCGACGCGUCGGUCGCGCGCUACCUCAAGCCAGGCCGCGUCAACGAGCAGCUGCAGAGGCUGGCGCCCGAGGUGCAGCGCGCGGCCCUGCUGGCCCCAGCACGGCGCUUCCUGGCGCCGCCGAUCUUCGUGGAGGUCUUCUCCGGCGAAGGCGUGCUUGCAGCAGCCUUGCGGAGCGAGGGCGCCCUGGCCAUCGAAUGUGACAUCGCCUGGGGCGCCGACUGGGACCUCACCGACCCGAGG
Prorocentrum cordatum is the source of this 3062-nucleotide messenger RNA. NCBI's taxonomy places the organism in Eukaryota, Dinophyceae, Prorocentrales, Prorocentraceae. The record is from the annotation of a GenBank genome assembly.